Molecule: messenger RNA, 1463 nt
Organism: Hevea brasiliensis (rubber tree)
Lineage: Eukaryota; Viridiplantae; Streptophyta; Magnoliopsida; Malpighiales; Euphorbiaceae
Exons: 4
Coding region: 493-1422 (309 amino acids)
Source: RefSeq, a predicted model, not a curated record
CAUCAGUGUAAUUGGCCAUUUACAAAACCAUCAUUAAUCUCUGACUUUGUUAUCAAAAUCCUCUUGCUGCUCUCCUUUUUCAAGUCCUCUAGGGUUUUUACGUUUUAGAAUUCUCUGAAAUGGAGCCUGUAGAUUUGAUGGUAGACAAAAUUAAAGGGCUUGCUAAAUCUGGCCAAGAAUUCGUUGACGGUCUCCUUCAUCGCCGGGACAAUUCUACUAGCCGAAAUCCGGUUAUUGGUGCGGAGAGCUAUUGAUAUCUAUAGUGGGAAGGUAACAACAAGCUGAAUGAUGGAGCUUUACACUGUUCACAUUAUAUUGUUUUCAGAUUGAGAUCUUGAAGCAGUUGCAAUGAGAAGCAUUUUCAGAACUAAUGGAGCUUAGGGACUGGCAAGACAAGGUUGAACAAAUGGUUUCCUUUUAUAAAACAUCAAGGAGAGGCCCAUUUCAAGAAGCCAAUACUCAUGUGAGGGGAGAGUUUGAUGUGCUGGGGCAAUGUUAUUGUUGGGAAAUGUUGACCAACAGCAUUACAAUGCUCUGGAUAGGGCAGGAAUUAAAACUGGAAUUAAUUCAAGGUUCACUUUUGAAACAACUAUUCGGGAGAAGGAUACUCUUCUAGCAGAGCUUGUGGCAAGGCCAAAACAUGGUAGUGAAGUUUCACAAAGUGCUCUUUCUCUGGCAAAGAAAAGGGGCCUGACUGAUCUUUCGUAUGCUCGGCCACCCCUUUUGAAUCAGUGUAAUGGUAGUGCAAUUGGCUUGACAGUGAGAAAAUCAAAUGUGACUGCUUCAAUGGCUCAGUCGGUUUCUGGAUUUGUAGUGCAGCCAUGUUCUGAUGGAAUUGGGCAAUGCUUCAAUACAUUCGGCCAAAUUGUCUGUCAACUUCCGAGAGGAAUAAAACUCUCACUUUCAGGUGUCCACCAAGUGCCAAGAUUAUCUAGUCAACAUGUCAAGCUUGGGGCCCUUACCAUUCCUGUGGCCUUUCUGAAACAUCACAAAGCUCUCGAGACAAUGAUCGACGCAUCUGCUCCAUUGAUAGAAACAAACACCCUUCAGACUUUCUCAACUGGAUCUAUAGCCAUGAAUGUGGAGACAGAACUUGAUGAGAACACUAGAAUUGGGGGUUGGAUUGAAAUGAACAAAUCGAAUCCCAAGCAGUUACAAUGGGCUGUCAACUUGUUCAAUGAUUCUGAAGAUGAAUCUGGAUGGGGUAUGUUUGCAAGUGGUAUAACGGUUGAGGGUUCCAAUAACUGGACCCAUUUACAGGCUGAAUCAUACCUAAAAUUAAACAUGGGGAAUAAAUUCAGCAUAACACCAGGCAUUGAAUAUGCAAUGGAUGGUAAUGCCAGAGAAUUUUUGCCCUCAUGGUUCGUUCCAACUUGCCCUUCUGAUCGAUGUGCCAAUCCAUCUUUGUUCUUUACCAUGUAGAACAAUUUGGUCAAUUGAAAAGUCAUUCAUUCAUUCUUAAA